Molecule: messenger RNA, 2591 nt
Organism: Durio zibethinus
Lineage: Eukaryota; Viridiplantae; Streptophyta; Magnoliopsida; Malvales; Malvaceae
Product: glucose-6-phosphate isomerase 1, chloroplastic-like
Biological process (GO): gluconeogenesis; glucose 6-phosphate metabolic process; glycolytic process
Cellular component (GO): cytosol
Molecular function (GO): glucose-6-phosphate isomerase activity; monosaccharide binding; carbohydrate derivative binding
Source: RefSeq, a predicted model, not a curated record
AGCAAUUUCUUCCCCAUUUCUAAGCAACAAGAUUCUUUGUAAAAGAACAAGCUUUCUCCACUUUCAACGGUUCAUCAAUCCAAAUACAGUGGUCAAAGCCCUACCAGCAGCGCCACCAGUCCACCACCAUGCACCAACCAACCACAAAAGGAAACAAUACCUAACCACGAACCAACCAAACCACGCGUGAACCAGGAACAACCUUCGUCCCGCACGAGCCAACUAUCAAAAACCAAAAUAGACGAAAACGACAAAAAGAACCUCAUAAAACGCCAAAACAUUCGAUUCUUCAAAAAAAUCAAACCCCCGCUUUCAAUGGCCUGAACAAAAAAUUGCUGUCUAUAUAUAUUUUUUUCUAUCGUUGUCAUUGUCUCGCUGUCAGUCGUCUUUUUUUCUUCGAUGGCCUCUCUUUCAGGCCUCUGCUCUUCCUCCCCUUCUUUGAAGCCUAAGCAUAAUGGAAUCUCCAAACUCACCCCUUCGCUUCGCGAGGACUCACUCGCAUUCUCAACUCGUUCUAACUCCAACUCUAAAGUCGUCGCGACUCACUCCGUUGCUCGCGGAAUAUCCGCCGAUUUGUCCAAAACGAACAACGUCAGCGUUUUGAAGAAGGCCAGUCAAGGGGGAGAGCUCGAGAAAGAUCCUAAAACGCUGUGGAGGAGAUACGUUGACUGGUUGUACCAGCACAAGGAGCUCGGGUUGUACCUCGAUGUCAGUAGGAUCGGGUUCUCGGAUCAGUUUGUUUCUGAAAUGGAGCCCCGAUUCCAAGUCGCGUUUAAAUCUAUGGAGGAAUUGGAAAAAGGCGCCAUCGCCAAUCCCGACGAAGGACGGAUGGUGGGCCACUAUUGGUUGAGGAACGCUAAACUCGGGCCGAAUUCGUUUCUGCGGCUACAGAUAGAGAACACUCUCGACGCCGUUUGCAAGUUCGCCGAUGACGUCAUCAGCGGUAAGAUUAAACCUCCGUCUUCUCCUGAGCGUCGUUUUACUCAAAUUCUCUCAGUUGGUAUUGGAGGUUCGGCUCUGGGCCCGCAGUUCGUCGCCGAAGCAUUGGCUCCUGAUAAUCCUCCUCUAAAGAUAAGAUUCAUUGAUAAUACGGAUCCUGCUGGAAUUGAUCAUCAGAUUGCACAGCUUGGUUCCGAGCUGGCUUCUACACUUGUAAUUGUGAUUUCAAAGAGUGGAGGUACCCCUGAAACAAGAAAUGGUCUACUGGAAGUACAGAAAGCCUUCCGUGAAGCUGGUCUGGAUUUUGCAAAACAGGGUGUUGCUAUAACACAAGAAAAUUCUUUGUUGGACAACACAGCGAGGAUUGAGGGUUGGGUAGCUCGAUUCCCUAUGUUUGAUUGGGUUGGCGGCAGGACAUCUGAAAUGUCUGCAGUGGGUCUUCUUCCAGCAGCACUUCAGGGAAUUGACAUAAGAGAAAUGCUUGUUGGUGCAUCUAUGAUGGACGAGGCCACUAGGAGCACAGUGCUUAGGAAUAAUCCUGCAGCAUUGCUUGCUUUAUGUUGGUAUCGGGCAACUGAUGGGAUUGGAUCUAAGGUAAAUCAAGGAAUUACUGUUUAUGGGAAUAAAGGAAGCACAGAUCAGCAUGCCUAUAUUCAACAACUAAGGGAGGGUGUGCAUAAUUUCUUUGUGACAUUCAUUGAAGUGCUACGUGAUAGACCCCCUGGUCAUGAUUGGGAGCUUGAACCAGGUGUUACAUGUGGUGACUAUUUGUUUGGAAUGCUACAGGGAACACGAUCAGCUUUGUAUGCAAAUGACCGGGAGUCCAUUACUGUCAGUGUCCAAGAAGUGACACCUAGAUCUGUGGGGGCUCUCAUAGCACUUUAUGAGCGAGCAGUUGGAAUUUAUGCCUCGCUUAUCAACAUUAAUGCUUACCAUCAACCUGGUGUGGAAGCUGGGAAAAAAGCAGCGGGUGAAGUGUUAGCUCUACAGAAGCGGGUUUUAGCAGUACUCAAUGAGGCCAGUUGUAAAGAUCCUGUUGAACCAUUGACACUUGAACAAGUGGCUGAUCGUUGCCAUGCUCCCGAAGAUAUUGAAAUGAUUUACAAAAUCAUUGAGCACAUGGCUGCCAAUGACAGAGCACUAAUUGCUGAAGGCAGUUGUGGUUCACCGCAUAGCUUAAAGGUUUUCCUUGGGGAAUGUAAUCUGGAUGAAUUGUAUGCUUAAGUUAACGCAAUGAAAUUCAUGUUAAAGUUAUUAUGGUUGAACUUAAGAGAAAAAAAAAGCUCCAAUAAAAUAAGAUAACACCAAAUCCCAGAUUGGGUUUUUCUAAGGCUUAAAAUUGAAAUACAUCCAUCAAAAUAUGGUAAGCGCCCACUUCACCUGCAUGAUACUCUUGGCUGUUACACUAGCUUGUUUUGCUCUUGAUUACUAGGGACCGAUAACCGACCAUUUUCUCAUUCAUCUGAUGAGACAGUCCAUCGCUACAAAUUUUCACCCAACUCAGGCAAUUAUAUCUGCAUCAUUGUGGAGUUAAAAUCUGCCCAAGAUUCCUCGAAUGCAACUCGUGUUUUUUGUGGGUCGCUCGGCUAAUGAAACCCAAUACAAGAAACAUCAAUUUCCAUGUUUGAAAAGCUUUCAGGUCGUCCAUUUGU